AUGACGCACUUCCGGUCUCGCGUCCGAUACACCGGAGCUGAGAACCAAUCUCAGGGCCGGCCGCAGCUUACAGAGGAGGUGAGAAGUAGGUGUCUGGAGCUUGGGGCAAAGAACGUGUCUCUGGUUGUUGCUGACAUGGGAUCACCAGAGGCUCGGGAGAGAAUUGUGGAAAAAGCCAUCAUUGAUAUGGGAGGUUUGGAUUACCUGGUGUUAAAUCACAUUGGCUCUACCCCGUUUCAGAUGUGGGAUGGCGAUAUAAAUCACACAAGAUGGCUAAUGGAGGUGAACUUCCUCAGCUAUAUCCAUCUUGCUACCAAGGCUCUCCCACACCUUGCAGAGUCAAGAGGCGCUAUUAUUGUGCUGUCUUCUCUCACUGGUAAGAUUGCAACUCCAUACACCACAUCAUAUGGUGCAUCAAAAUUUGCCCUGGAUGGUUUCUUUGGUUCACUGCGACAUGAGCUAGCCAUGCAAAAGAUUCCUGUCUCCAUCACAUUGUGUAUCUUGGGGCUAAUCGAUACUCAGUCAGCCAUGGAGAAAGUAAAAGAUAAGAUAUCCAUGCCUGCAUAUCCUGCCCAGGAUGCAGCCCUGGCAGUGGUGUCCGCUGGAACAAGCCGAGUAGAGGAGAUGUACUAUCCCUGGUAUGUAAGGCCACUCUGCUUUUUCAGAGAUUGGUUUCCACAAAGCAGAGCCUGGGUGAUGCAGAAGUCAUACCAGUUCAAGCCAGAAGAGACAUUGGUAUCAUUGUGAUUAUAAUACUUUAAUAAACAAAUGUACUGAUCAGU
This is a messenger RNA of Bufo gargarizans (Asiatic toad), 782 nucleotides long. RefSeq names its product hydroxysteroid 11-beta-dehydrogenase 1-like protein. The coding region runs from base 1 to 747 and encodes 248 amino acids. Gene Ontology annotation, molecular function: oxidoreductase activity. The record is from RefSeq and is a predicted model, not a curated record. Lineage: Eukaryota; Metazoa; Chordata; Amphibia; Anura; Bufonidae. Gene Ontology annotation, cellular component: intracellular membrane-bounded organelle. The transcript is spliced from 6 exons.